UUGGAAGUACAUACAUCCAUACAUCCAUCCAUCCAUCCAUCCAUCCACCACCUAACUCCUAGAGUACCUACUGUGCAUCUAUCACAUUCACUUCAAUUCCUGAAAUAUAACACUCGUCUCACUCCAAUAUACCCUUCAUUACCUCCUCACACUUAUUUCUAGCGUAUAUUCCCAAUUUAUACGGCAACUCACCCUUCACAAGUCAAGUUAUUGGUCUCACAAACCGUCCAACGUUCCUUCCCGCAAACAGCAAACACCCCUCCAAUAUUGUUCAGACGGCCCACGAUUACGACAUAACAUUUGGUAUCUUUGAUUUUUGGAAAGUGCUUGGGAAUCGAAUCAUAAUUGGAAAGAAUUAGUGAAUAACUUUCAGUAUUAAAAUUUCAAGAUGCCUCGUAAGUUCCAUUUCCUUCUCGAUUCUAACCUCAACCACGACCACAACCAUAAGUGCAACUCAAAUUCCAAAUUUCACCUCCACCUACACAAAAUACUUCAGCCUCGAAAAACAAAAUGGAUGACUGGCUGCAGAUUCCAAAAGAUCCAAAAGAUUUAAAUAUGCAGGAAGUGGUUACCCCCGCUGACUCGGUGGUGACCAAUCCCUUCAAUAAUGACCAAGAUGGAGCUUUUGCACCGGCGUCACCAGUCUCUGAGGAUGACUAUGGAUUUCUUUGCUUAAAUCUUCACUCGCAAUAUGAGACUGAUUGGAUAUAUGUAGUAAAUACUGGCGACCCGUACGUUGAUGCUGGGGUAGUGUAAGAUAUCAAGUGCUCUGCAAGGGAAUUCGCUGGCUAAUCUGCGACAAACAGUUCUAUGCCACUCUCCGAUUUAGUAAAUGCGAAAAUUGGUGUUGAAGCUACAGCUUAUCUCUCGAAUCUUUUGAAAGGCACCGCCGAUGAACCUUUACUUGCAGCUUUGGGUGGUCAUCCCAUGGCAUUGAAAAUACAUAUCGAGAACGAUUUGGACAAAUGGAAGGAGCAUGAAAUGGAACCACUAUUUGUAUUUGAAGGUCAAUCAAUUGUUGGCAAGAAAGAAAUGACUAUGCGCAGUCUAAAGUCUGCUAUAUCCGAAACAGAACAAGCAUGGGCAUUGUACAACGACGGCAACCCUACAGAUGCUGUCGCAGCUUUUCGCAAGGCUGGUGAGUGUCUGAAUAUCCAGGUAUUUCCUUUUACUAACCAAAAAUAGGCGCCAUCCAAAUCACCGACCUAUAUCAUAUCCUACAAGAAGUGCUUACUGCGAGAGGCUUAGAGUACCUAACUGCUCCAUUCAGUGCUUGUGCUCAACUUGCGGCUCUCGAUCGUCACGAUGAACAAUAUAUUGAUGGAAUUAUGGGUUCUCAAGAACUACUUCUCUACGAAAUUUGGGACGCUGUCAUGUUCCCGCCGAACUCGACAGAUUGGGAGAACAAGGCUCUAAGAGGAGUUCUCAAAUCUGAGUUACUCAAGAAGCUUAAUGUCACAUCAGACAUGCUCUCCGAUGCACUAUUGAUGACUGGAACAUCAUUCUUACCACCAUUUCCACCGCUCCAAGACCAAACUAUCAUCAGUCGUCAACCUUAUAAUGUUGGCGAUGCGAUCAAUCUACUCCGAACCUCGGAAAAGUCGGUUAGUGCGACUUGUGCAGCUUUCAGCGAUAUUUUGAAUGUACGUGAUCGAGAUUGGCUUGAUAAGUACCGAAAGGCAAAAAUGGGUAUCAAGCAUUGUGUUACUGUAGACACAGACGGAAACAUUCAUAUCAGAGAUUUCGAUCACCUGACUGGCGACAAUCAUGAAUAUCUUGGUUUACAGCUGCCCGCAGAGUUAUACUCUUAUCUACAAAAGGACGUCAUCGGUCCACGUCUCAUGAAUACCUUCAAUUCUCUCGAAUACCAUGUUCUUCCAACUCUUGACGGUUUUGUAUCAGAUGAAUAUCGAAAGUUGGUUACAGAAUCUCUUUUACCACUUAGAGAAACUUUUGCAGCCCUAAUUGCCCCUCGAAUGCAUCGUGGUUUUCUCUAUAAAGAUAUCACUGUACGCCUCUGGUUUGACGAUAACAACAAGCCAACUUUAAACCAUAAACGCUUACAACCACAGACUAACGACUUAGUUGACUUGUGGGGUGUUAAGGAUUCCGAAUUAAAGAAAGUGGAGACCAAAUCUUUGAAAGCAGGAAAGAUUUCUUUUGCUGCGAUAUCGUUACUUGAUAACAAGGAUCUUCCUGCUAAAACUAUAGGUAAAUCAAAAGCGACCGGUCUUUCCUCAAAGUCAGAAAUUCUAUCCAAUUCGUUAUGGCGUCUACUUCAUCUCAGGGGCUAUGUCAAUGAUAAACAUGAGUUGACGAAUUGGGGAAAGGCAUUAGCCAGUACUUUGAAAGCCAUUCAACCUAUCUCUGAGAAGUACCAGGAUGUUUACCUCAUCGAGGAAGCAGCAUUUAUGGCAUACGAGCUCAUUCGUUUUCAAAAUCUUCACACUCGUGACCGUCAUCCUGAACUAAUAGGAGGACCAUUGCGAGGCGAAGAUGAGGAUCAGGCAAACUGCAUUCUUAUUAGUCGCUCUGCCUGUCUUCUUAAAAUUAGACAUGCUCCUAUCGGAUAUACUGGUCCUUUGAGCAAGAAUUUUCUUUCAUAUCAUUCAAUCAUCAAAUCUAUUCGGGAAACAGAUAGAGAUCUUAUUGAAGCAAUUGUUGCAUCGAUGCUAUUGAGUGGUCAAGUUACUCGGAAUGUCAAAGAAUAUCAAGGUCUAGGUCGCAGGUACGUUUCUUCUCGUUUCUUCCCACUCUCAUAUUUUUGGCCACUCUCUACUCCAAUUAGUCAACUCACUGACAUUUCCGAAACAGUCUUCCAUUCGAUAAUGAUAUAGAUGUCGCUUUUGGAAUAGCCGUCAAAACCUACUUAGAUGAUCGCAUCAAACCCGACAUAUCUAAAGAGGAGAGGCAGGUAAUGAAGAAUUCGUAUAGUUCCACAUAUCUUCCUCAUGCAAUUAAUUUCGCAGAGGAUCUUGAUGUUGCAUUUGGUUUCUUUGACGCAUUGCAUAAGGGGGUGAAAACUUUAUCGGAUAAAGAGAUGAAGGAUGCGGAGAAGAAGACAUGGGAUGAUGCUAAAGCAUAUCUCGAGUUGAGAAGGUAAAAUUGAUGAAGGUGGGUUGGGCGGCAGUGAUAUUCUUCUUGGUUUGAUGAGGUGUGGGGAGGAAAGAAAUGAUAGGCUACGUAUGUUGACGGAUAGGAAUAUAGGAAACAAAUAUGAUUGGGGACGGAUGAUGAAUGAAUAUAGCAGAUGAUAGUUGGGCUUGAGAACCCAUGAUAUGGUAUGGGAGUUCCUAUCCCUAUUGCAAUGGGUAUAGGUCUCAUGGAGAAAAGGAAGAAGUAGACACAAGUUAAAAGAAUACACAGUCGUCAACCACAUCUGUCUAGGUAUUCAUAAAAACUCUACUUUGAUUUAUAAAAGUUAUAUUCUAGCCCU
Sclerotinia trifoliorum is the source of this 3436-nucleotide messenger RNA. The record is from the annotation of a GenBank genome assembly. NCBI's taxonomy places the organism in Eukaryota, Fungi, Ascomycota, Leotiomycetes, Helotiales, Sclerotiniaceae.